This is a messenger RNA of Tripterygium wilfordii, 1186 nucleotides long. Its product is annotated as GATA transcription factor 25-like. The transcript has 7 exons. Bases 1 to 903 code for a protein of 300 amino acids. Gene Ontology annotation, biological process: regulation of DNA-templated transcription. Lineage: Eukaryota; Viridiplantae; Streptophyta; Magnoliopsida; Celastrales; Celastraceae. Gene Ontology annotation, molecular function: zinc ion binding; protein binding; sequence-specific DNA binding. The record is from RefSeq and is a predicted model, not a curated record.
AUGUACGGUCACUCUCCGUCUCCGCCCAUGAGCAUCCACCGCCAGAUCUCCGCCGACGAGGACGAAGGCUCCGGCGCUCCAGAUUCCCUCGAAAAUCAUCACAUUCGGUACGAUACCCACGCCCUCGAGGGCUCUACGGCUGGGGAUGUUUCCCUAGAGGGCGUUACUCCCGAAUCUGUCUAUGUUUCCGAUGGCGGCGCCGGCUCUGAAUUGGCAAUCCACCGUAGCGACGACACCAGUCAACUCACGCUAUCCUUCCGAGGGCAGGUUUAUGUGUUCGAUGCUGUUACUGCUGAAAAGGUUCAAGCGGUAUUGUUGCUGUUAGGAGGAUGUGAGUUGUCUUCAGGUCCACACGGUGUGGAUGGGACAUCUCAAAACCAACGGGCUGCAAUUGACUUUCCGACAAGGUGUAGUCAACCACAGAGAGCAGCAUCGCUCAAUAGGUUCCGCCAGAAGAGAAAAGAGAGAUGCUUUGAUAAGAAAGUUAGAUACGGCGUCCGUCAAGAAGUCGCACUCAGGAUGCAGCGUAAUAAGGGUCAAUUUACUUCUUCCAAGAAGUCAGAUGGAACUUCAAGCUGGGGCUCUGCUCAAGAUUCUGGACAAGAUGAUAACCCACAAGAAACGUCGUGUUCGCAUUGUGGCAUCAGUUCGAAGUCAACUCCAAUGAUGCGGCGUGGGCCAUCUGGUCCAAGGUCCCUUUGCAAUGCAUGUGGCCUUUUCUGGGCAAAUAGGGGGACUUUGAGGGAUCUUUCAAAGAAGACUCAAGAUCAUUCUUUGACUCCAGUUGUUCAGGGUGACGGUGUAGGAAAUGACUCCACAUCUGAAACUGCCAUCCAUGCACAUAACAACAACCUUGUAACUUUCCCUGGUGGCAAAAACUCUGCUUUAAUGGCAGAGCAAUGAGUAUCGAGAAGUUGUAGUAGAAUGGUCAGUUGUUCCUUGGCACCCUUCAAGCUUUCAGGUUCCCAAGUAAUUUCUUUAAGGUUGUCCUGUUGAAUGUACAGAUACUACAGUGCCUUCAUUAAUACAUGGGUUUAUCCCUCUCUUUUUUUUGUUUUCCCUUUUGGGUACAUUGCAUGAGAUUAACUCUCGAGGAACUUGCAUUGGAUGUAUAACAUGGACUUCAGUUUAAAGAAAAAGUGUACUAAAUUUGAAUUAAUAGUAGUUAAUGGUGACUUGGUGCUCA